CUUAUCUGACCUCAUUAACAUAGAGUAAUGUGCAGCUAUAGCUUGAGUCAGCCAUCGAUAUCGAUAACAUCGUUAGCUAUCAAGCUAGUCCUAGCUAAUUCUUUCAUAGUGGAUGCUACUGAGUUGCUGGACGAGCGGUCGAAGUUCAGUGUACAUCAACGCUGUUAUUUGAAGCAUGCACUAAAAUCAAAGCAGGAACCCGUUCUUCUGUACUUGGCUAUCUUCCACUUGAAUCUUAUCUCUUUAUUUGAGACUAAAUGAUUGUUUGUGAAAUUAGCUAGUACUGAUGAGCACGAAAACUAAUCUCGUUGACUGUAUUAAUGAGGUCAAGACUGCUGUGCUGACAUUGACAAGUUUUUUUUUUAGUGUGAAUGAAUGGAAACAACAGUCACUGGUCUACCUACGUGAAAUAAAUAAUGACAACAAGCUAUUAUUGUCUAAGUUAGUUAUCUGUGAACUUUACACAGUUACCGAGUCAUACAGCUAGCAUUGCCCAAUUGUAAUACUUAUUCCUAAACCAAUUGAAAUCAGUCUGGCCAGAUAAAUUUCGUUACUUGCAUGUUUAUUUUUUUAUUAUACUGGCAGCCUUACCAAAGUUUGUUCACCUGAAUAAUUAAGAUUUACAUCAACAUUAGAUAAAAUAUUUACAGUUACUAAUUUGAUUAUGUGCUUUUGUGUAACGUGAAUUUAACUUUUUUUGUGAAAUCUUCAUUUUAGUUCAUUUUAUGGUUGACAAACGACCAACUCGCUAUAGCUUGAUUAUCAAGUCGCCUGUAACGUGAUGGCAAACAAUAGAAAUGUUGCCAAUAAAUUAUUGAAAUCCUGUGUAAUUCAAACAUUCAUAUUUGUUUAAUCAUUUUUGUCAAGCUCUAGUAAAUACUGGGUGUUGCCUAAUUGUGAUGGGAGUUAUCUAUGUUAAAGUAGCUUAUAGAUUUGGCUUUCUAACGUGUACAGGUUAAUGGCGACAUUCUUGCUUUUAUCGUUACAUAUUGGAUUCGCUCCAUUUGCCACUGCAUUUAACUCGGGGAGGGUGGGUUAGCAAGCUAGCUGGGUUAGCAAGCUAUGUAUUGUAAAGCCAGCAACAAGGGGGUGCUAGUUUGGGAGCUUCACAUAGUCUAACUUUACACAUUAAGAGCCCAAUGUUCGUUACACACACGUGUCAGGAAAUGUGUCAACAGGUUCGUGCUCUGACUCUUGGCCAACUGUUAUCUCCAGGAUCCUCUUUCGAGGUGCUACAUGCCAGGACCUGAUGCUCCUGCUCGUGUGUUGAUAGAUCAUCAGACUACUUAAUACUACUUAGGCUGGCACACCUAAUCUUCAAGCCUGCUUUUCAGGAACACGCCAUGGCUUAUCACAGAGCUGUGCACUCUGUCAGGGCUGAUAAGUAAGUGCGCAUCACUGGACGUGUUAACAUGCCAAAGUGCUGCGAAGAGGUUGAAGGAUUUCUCCGCAUCAUCUGUGAACACGCCCUGCCUCGCUUUCCCGGUUACGCUUCACGCCCUGCCUCGCGGUCCAGUCGACCAGUCGAUUAGCCGGUCGGGUUCUCUUGGAUUAAUUAAACUAUCUUGCGGACGUUUGCGACAUUGUUCGCACGCCACUCGGAAGACAUGCCCACUCACAACAUGAUUUCGUACGUGGAGACGCCCGACGCGCUGGGCCAGGACCUCCUGAACAACGGCAGCGCCAGCAUGCCCGGCGCCGGCUCCAGCAUGACGCCACACGGCAGCGCCGGCGAGAAGCCGACGGUCCGCGCCCCCCCGGCCGUGGAGUGCAUGUUCUGCGACAAGACCUUCCAGCGGCAGGAGGAGCUGAGCCCGCACGUGCUCACCCAGCACCCCACCACGCUGUUCGGGCCGGCCGUCCUGCGCGUGGAGGCCCAGUUCCUGAGCCCCGGGGAGAAGGCCCGCCCCCAGGCUCCGCCCCCGGCCCCGCCCUCACCUGGCGACGGCACAGCAGAGAGGGAGGAGGAGGAGGAGGAGGAGCGGCGGGCGAGCUGCGCGGUGUGCGGGCAGGCGGUGGGCGACGCCGGCGAGCUGGAGGCCCACAUGAGGAAGCACAAGGACUCCUUCACCUACAGCUGCGGCCUGUGCGGCCGGCGCUUCAAGGAGCCCUGGUUCCUCAAGAACCACAUGAGGACGCACGGGAAGGCCGGCGCCAAGAGCCGCGCCCAGCAGGACCCGGAGACGCCCGCCACCGUCAACGACGUGGUGGUGCAGGAGCCGGCGCCGGCGCCCACCGGCUCCCCCUACAGGAUGUGCAUGGUGUGCGGCUUCCUCUUCCCCAGCAUGGAGGCGCUGGCCGAGCACAGCAAGGUGCACAGCCGCGAGCCGGACGCCGACGAGGACGGGGGCCCGGAGCCCGACCCGCGGCCGGCCCCCGAGGGCCCCGUCUCCCAGGAGGGCUUCCUGCGGCUCCUGGACCUGCGCCCGCGGGGGGCCCAGCCCGGCGCCCCCGAGAGGCCCGCCAAGUGGAUCGCGCAGCUGGACCCCUUCAACACCUACCAGGCCUGGCAGCUGGCCACCAGGGGCAAGAUCGCCACGGGCCCCAGCCAGGCCAAGGAGCUGAGCCCGGACGCCGGCUCGGAGAACGACAACGACUCGGGCUCCGACAAGGAGGAGCUGGGCGAGAUCUGGACCGGCGGCCGGGCGGGCAAGUCCCUGAGGGAGGGGCUCCGGAGCGAGCAGAAAGCGGGCCCCUCCCCCGAGCCCGACCCCAAGGCCCAGGCCAGCAAGGAGAAGCCCACCCACUGCAGGGACUGCGGGAAGACCUUCCGCACCUACCACCAGCUGGUGCUGCACUCCCGGGUCCACAAGAAGGACCGGGCCGGCACCGACAGCCCCACCGCCUCCGUCGAGGGCAAGCCGGGCGUGGACGGCGGGGCGCUGGACAGGGCGGAGGAGUGCUCCGAGGACAGCUCCGAGGAGGGCGGCCCUGCCGACCUCGGCCACUCAGAUAAAAGUGAAGAUUACUUUGAUAAAUCCAAACUGAAAAUUCUGGCUCCAUCGAAGGAAUGCAGCUACUGUGGAAAGUCUUUCCGUUCCAACUAUUACCUCAACAUUCAUCUCAGGACACAUACAGGUGAAAAGCCGUAUAAGUGUGAGUACUGCGACUACGCGGCGGCUCAGAAGACCUCGCUCCGGUACCACCUGGACCGACGUCACAAAGACAAGCCCGACGUCGACCUGUCCAAGCUUGUGCCGACGUCCCCCACUCCCAGCGAGGCCAAGGACAGAGGACCUCAAGACCCCGCCCCGAAACCGACCCCCAGCAUGCCCGUUAAAGCCGAGGCCUGGCCCGAGCAGGGCAAGCCGGGCACCCUCGCCCCCGGCGACCAGGAGCAACGGAAACACCUCCCACCCGUGGGCGUGAAGGCCGAGGGGAGGGGAGCGGGGGAGGAGCCGUCGGAGGCGCCGCUGAACCUGUCCUUAAGGAUGUCCCUGUCCGUCUCCGCUACCUCGGUGCCCAAGAGCGCGCUGGUGACCAACGCCUGCACUUCCUGCGCCUACAAAACCUUCUACCCCGAGGUGCUGCUGAUGCACGUCAGGCUGGCGCACAGGGACAAGCUGGAGCCCGCCAAGAAGAGCCACACCCGGAGCUCCAUCGCCGCCCUCAAGAGGAAGCGGCACACGGGCUGCCCACCCGCGCUGGAGGGCAAGGACGUCAGCCCCCUGCCCCACUUCUACAGGAAGCACCCGCGCCGGACCAAGUCCCCCGUCCGUGGCCCAGAGACGGCCCCCGAGAAGCCCCCUCCCCCUCCUCCACAGCCCGCCCCGCCGGCCAGGCGCCCCGCCCCGCACGAGGCUCCGCCCGCCAGGGCCGCCUACGCCGACGCCCACUCGGGCAGGCCCCUGGCGGCGCCCCGGUUCGCCGACCCCGAGAGGGACUGCUUCGUGGUGUCCGUCAAGCCGCCCAUCCAGGACAAGGACCGGCCCGCGGUGAACGGGGCGGCGUGGCCCCCCGACGCGCGGCCUUACCUCCCCGGCCGUUUGGGGACCCCGCAGGUGGACUACGGCGAGCCCUCCGCCAAGAGGGUGAAGUACUCCGGCCCCCCCGCCCGAGAGCUGGACCCCUCCGAGGCCGACGAGCUGCGGGACGGCUACACCCGACUGAGGCCGGCGGCGAGGCCGACCAGGAGCUUUCCUCCAGGCAGCCCCUCCUCCAAAACACUCCACCCCAUGGCCCCCGUCAAGCCCCCGGGGAAGGUUCCGGAAACGGACUGGAACGUGAUCAACAUCCUGCGGUCCUACAGCCCCAGCGACCUGGCCUCGCUCUACCACCCAACGGCGGGCUCCAGCCACUCAGCUUUUUCUGCACCUACUGCAGGGAGCCGGCCCGUGCCCUAUCAGCAGCACCCCAAUAGCGCGCUACAAAGGAGGAGCGGCGGCGGCCCCGCGAGCGGCGCGCGCUGCGGACCCGCCGAUAAGAGCGCUUAAAAAGCCCCGUUUGACAGACCACGGUUUGAAGAACUGGGAAGGACCCUCGCAGCCCCCACCAUCCAACGCUCUGACUCCGAAGACCUCGACCAAUGAGGAAGGUUUACCCCAUCCCAUAUAAGCUGUGACCCCUCCCCAUACAUCUGAAACAAACACUACUUCAAUAGUGCUGGCGGCACCAUUACAAUGCGUUCAUUUUUGUGUGAGUGUGCGCAUAUAUAAAUAUACACACGCACACAUCUCGCACACGCACACACACGCACUCCUCUGUAUAUGCCAGAGUGGUGGACAAGUUGGAUGUGUGCAGGAUUUCUGUGCCUAGAGGAAAGCUGAAAAGCUUGAACCAGGGGUUUGGUUGGUUGGGUAUUUGUGGGCGGUGGGGGGGGUGGGGGGGUUGGGGGAGGGGGCUGGGGUGGGGUUGCGAUUUCGAUUUCUGUUAAAACAUUUGAAGACUGCUGCUCUGAAAAGCUCUACAGUUGGUCAAGCGAUGGCCUUCGAGCCACCUGGGGAUGGUUACCGAGGGUGCCACAUCAGCGGGGGGAUUUUUUGCCUAUCAGGUGUUUCAUGUGGCGCAAACGAACUGGAAUACGAGCCGUGGGGAUAUGAACUGCUGAAUGGCUCUGACCUCGGCCGCGUGGAGUUACGGUAGUCAGCGUGAUUAGCGAGUACCGUAAAGGGAACGCUCAGACCGACGCUCAGCUCUGCCAGGCCUGCCGCCGCUGCCUCUGCCAACUCGGAAGACGGAGACUCUUCUCUUACGGCUGCCCGAGGGCCGGAGGCGACGUGGCCUCGCGCAGCGGCACGUUCGCGGGCUCGCCCCAGUCCCCCACAGCGACGGGAACGCCGAAGCCUCCGGUCCGGAAAGCUCCGCACCGAGCCGCCCGAGAUUCAUGCGGGAGGAGGCCGUGUUUGGGGCGCACCCGCGUUCCCAGCUCACCCCGGGGUCGCGUUCCCUCUGCGCCGCCUGGACAUAUUUCUGGAUUUGCGUUUGCGACCUCUCUUCCGCACUCUCUCUCUCUCUCUCCUUCAGGUGCGAUUUGAUUAACUUAACUGUCGGCGGCAGCAAUAAGAUCCCACUCCGGCUGGACGGCCGCGUAAAGGCUGUCGGUAAUAUUACGUGUCAGGGAAAGUGAAAUUUCAUCACUGCGUAAGCCCUCCGGAGCGGCCGCCCGUCCGUCUCCGAAGGGUGACUCAGGUGUGGAUUCGACACCAGCUGCGCGAAUGUCCGUGCUUUUAAGGAAAUGCAAAAUGUUCAACUCUUGAGGUUUUUUAUUUUUAUUUUUUUUUUAUAAUUUCAUUUUGUUAUUUUUAUGAAUGUUUCCUUCUGAUGUUCCAGAAUGUUUUUGUUACGCAUUUCCCCCCUCCCUUGUAAUCACGACUACUUUGUACGACUGCAUUUGUACGUGUAUCAGUUUAUUUAUUUUCUGUUUUUGUUUUGUGCGUGUGCGUAUUUAUGUUAAAACAAACAAAAAAAAAAAAGCGCUGGACAUGUAGGUGGACAUUUAAAUGGAUCAGCAAGGGAAAUGAAGUGACAUUCCUUGCAGUGAAACGCCAUAGAGGCAUUGCCUACAGGUUCGUGUGUCAAAAUAUUAUUAUUAUUAUUAUUAUUAUUAUUAUUUUGUAUGGUUCGAGUCGAUGUAGGCUAGUCUUAAUCCCUUCCCUGGCGUUUUUUGGAAAUUAGCGUUCUUAGUGAAGUCGGUUGUUUUUGAGCUAUUUUAGGGGGUUUUUUUUAGUUUUUUUUUACAAGCACCAUUAGUCUAUUUUCUUUCUUCCUGAUGUAAACUUGAAGCCACCCAUAGCCAUUUCUCAGCAGGCAGUCUUAUUUUGGAGUAUUGAUUUCUGCCAAUCACUGUAAUAGGAGAGGGAGUUGAAAUGUGAUUUUUUUUCUUUGUUGUAAUGAUUUAGCUGGGAUUAAGUUAUUUUAAGCGAUUGAACUAGGCAAUGUACUCCACAGAAACACUUGUUCGCAUCACACUUGAUCCAAAAAAAAAAAAAGAAAUCACCACAGUGUUCUUCGUAUGCUGCUCUACUUAGUCUUGUUUUAAAGGUGUAGAAUUGAACCAAGCCACUGCGUUUUCUUUGGCAGUAUUGACGCGUAAAAAAGGUCUUUUUGAGGCAUAAAUCUCAUUUGCUCGUUUUGCGAUGAACUGCGUUUGUUCCUGAGCUGAGCCAUAUGUACAUAUCAGAUAUCGUGACGCGCUAGUUAAUUUUCCUUUCAACUUUGCACUUUGAGGAAGCGCAUUCGCUUGUUUGGCUGCGAGAGUUUUCCCCUGCGACUGCCAGGUGCCGUGAACCCGUCACUGCUGCUUGGGCUGCCCGGUCCGGCGGCCAUUUUGCCACAGACCGGGCCAUUUUCAGUGUCCGACUAACGCCCACCCUCUCCCCAGUACCAAGUUUUUUUUCCCCCUCUACCUUUAAGGCAAAAAAGUCAAAUGAAUUACCUGAAGACGAAAAUUUGUAUUAUUAUUGGUUGUAUUCAAUUUUUGUUUUCAAUCUCUCGGAAUCCUUAAUUGUAUGCCAUCAUUUUCCUGUGAUAAUUUGAAAUUUCCCAGUUGAACUUAUCAGUGAACCUAGAAUAUUGUAGAAUAUGCCCUGUUGGAUUUUGUUUUGUUUUUUUUAUUUGUUUUUUUAUUUGUUUUUUUUUUUUUUUGCAGAAUAAAGUAAUUGAGUAAACUAGUAAAUAUCUUAGACCUCUUUUUGUUUCCAGCAAUCUGAUUUCUGCAGGGAGUUUGCCUGGAACGGUAAACCCACCAUUAUUAUGGACUGGUAGAUAUAAAUAUGUCUUACGCAUCUUGAAUA
Anguilla rostrata (American eel) is the source of this 7232-nucleotide messenger RNA. RefSeq names its product zinc finger protein 217 (gene znf217). Gene Ontology annotation, cellular component: nucleus. The coding region runs from base 1608 to 4433 and encodes 941 amino acids. Gene Ontology annotation, molecular function: DNA-binding transcription factor activity, RNA polymerase II-specific; RNA polymerase II cis-regulatory region sequence-specific DNA binding. The transcript is spliced from 6 exons. NCBI's taxonomy places the organism in Eukaryota, Metazoa, Chordata, Actinopteri, Anguilliformes, Anguillidae. The record is from RefSeq and is a predicted model, not a curated record. Gene Ontology annotation, biological process: regulation of DNA-templated transcription.